UAGACAAAUUCCAAACUAAUAUAAUCCCCAAUUUUCAGAUUACCAUAGCGACUCUUGCCAAAAUAUCUGAUUGUGGACUGGAACUAGACUACGCGCCCGCCGCCCCCGCCCCCCAACACACGCACACAUGCGCUGUUGCAAUCUGAUUGUGGGUCGGAGAAGCUUGGAUUAGUUUCUGCUCGCUUGUGCGAAUAUACUUUCACAAGCCUCCACAUGUUCGAUGAAUUGUCCCAACCAACUGCACCAUUGAGAGGGGGAACUCGUUAUAAAGAGUUCAUAGGAAAAAAGAAAAAUGAAAUUUUGUAGUAGGUUUGACUUGGGUUGUUAGUGUAGUUUUUCAGGUGAAUUUGAGGCUUCUAAUCUCAAUGCAAAUUCUUGCUUGUGCUUCUUCCAAUCAAGAUCUAGUUGAGACAUAUUGUCUUGAUCUCACUUGAGUGGCAAUUAAGAAGGAUCUGGAGAGAGCUAUUACCAAUACCUCACUUGGGAUAGCUUCAUACUAGACCACAUUGCCCAAGCCAACUUCAAGGUAAACAACCUUGCUUGAGUCAGUUUUGUUGAUUGCAAUUCCACCGUCUUUAUUUUAUAUCUUCUUUAGCAUCUUUCCUAUUGUGUAGUCAGUAGUGUGUGCGCUUAUCGCAAAUUGCCUCAAGUUUAUGGGUAAUGCCCUUGAGAACAUAUAGAGGUGAUUACAUUAAAUUGCUUUUGUGCACUCUAUCAAGUCUGCGUAAUACUACUAAGUGAAACCCAAAGUCCAAAUUCUAUUACGUGGUACUAUCCUUGAAUUGGAAAAUAGAAUAAAAUGUUAUAAUGAUGAUUCAUUCAGUUUUGUGGAUGCAGGUGCAUAAGGCGCCACAUACUCAAUACAUUCCUCUUUUUAUAUUCCCGUUUAUGUGCUAUCAAGUGUGGAACCACAUUAAAAGAAGCAUCUUCCUUGGUGACCUGUUUGCAUCUCGCACCUUUUCUCAUGCUGUCUUUGGAUAUUUUUCUUGCUCCCUCUCUUCAAGUUCAUUUCCAUGCCCGUUGGACUCUUCCUCCUUGAGCGGAAGUCAAGUUGGCUGUCAAGAAGCUAAAAGUUUUGAUUUGACUAAGAAUUUUGAUUUCCAUGCUUUGAUGACCAAAGUUCGUGCUGCAACUAGUGCUAAUGAAAUAUUUCAGUUGCUUACCCAUGACCAUGCUUGCAAUAUUGUGCUUAGCUCUCCCAGCAUUGUUGAUAUAUUACUCCAUCAGUUCAAAGAUGACUGGAAGUCUGCAUUAGGUGUUUUUAGAUGGGCAGCAUCACACCCUGGUUAUAAAUUGUCACCAAAAGCAUAUGAUUUGAUGGUAGACAUCCUAGGUAAGGCAAAGCAGAUGGAAAAGAUGAAAGAGCUGGUAGAGGAAAUGUGCCAAGCCCAUCUUGUGACACUUGCUACUAUAGCUAAGGUUAUGCGAAGACUUGCUGGUGCAGGAGAAUGGGAAGAUGCUGUAAGGACGUUUGAUGACCUAGGGACCUUUGGAUUGGACAAAAAUACAGAGUCGAUGAACUUGUUGCUUGACACCCUUUGCAAAGAGAAAAAUGUUGAGCAGGCCCGUGCUAUCUUCUUGGAGUUAAAAUUGCAUAUCCCACCAAAUGCUCAUACAUUCAACAUUUUUAUUCAUGGGUGGUGCAAGAUAAAUAGGGUCGAUGAGGCUCACUGGACAAUCCAAGAGAUGAAGGGACAUGGUUGUCGACCUUGUGUCAUCAGCUACUCAAUCAUCAUCUUAUCCUAUUGUCGCCAGUCCAACUUCCAGAAAGUCUAUGAGCUCCUUGAUGAUAUGAAAACUCAAGGGUGUCAACCAAAUGUUGUUACUUACACCACUAUCUUGUGUUCACUAACUAAGUCAUACAAGUUUGAGGAAGCCUUGCAAAUACCCGAGAAAAUGAAAUCAAGUGGAUGUAAACCUGAUACAUACUUUUGCAAUGCCUUGAUUAAUACGUUGGGAAGAGCUAACCGAUUGUGUGAGGCUGUUAAUGUUUUUGAAGUGACGAUGCCCAAACUUGGUGUCACCCGGAAUACAUCAACCUACAAUACGAUGAUUGCAAUGUUUUGCCAUCAUGAUGAACAGCAAAAGGCCUUAAAUGUUCUUAAGGAGAUGGAGAAUUCACCAUCUUGUAAGCCUGAUGCUCAGUCCUUCUACCCGCUGCUCAAAACAUGCUUUAGAAGUGGGAAGACAGACAGCCAGUUGAGGGAAUUGUUGGAUGACAUGGUCAUUAAGCACCAUAUUAGUUUUGACGUGUCAACUUAUACACUUUUGAUUCAUGGGCUUUGUAGGGAAAACAAAUGUGAAUGGGCAUACCUCCUAUUUGAGGAGAUGAUGAGCCAGGACUUAAAACCAAGAUAUCGGACAUGUCGAUUGCUUUUGGAUGAAAUCAAACAAAAGAAUAUGUAUGAUGCUGCAGAGAAGAUAGAAACUUUCAUAAAACAAAUGAAAUCCUAUUGAGGUGUUUGUGUUUAUGUUUCUACUACUGUUGACUCACAACUUCAUGUUCUUUCACUCAUUUUUUAUGGCUUACAAUCCUUCUACCUAAAUUUGCCUUUAGAUGUUUGAGGCUGAAGUAACAAAAAUAUGGAGUGGCACGCCUGUGUAUCUGAUAUUGUAGCGCCAUCUUUUAGCAGUGAUAAUUAGAUCUUCAGUAUGCUGGCAGUACAUAUUUGAUUGUUAGACAGCAUUCUUAUUCCUAACCAAGAAUCUCUUUUGUCAUAACAUUACAGUACUUAGCAGAUAUUACUUGCAUUGACUCGUAGGGACAGAUGGAAUGGCACAAGACAAAUGUUUCUCCUCAUAAAAACAGUGCUUCCAAAUUUUACUGGGAACGAUUGGUAAUAGUCACAUUUCUUGGCAAUUUUGAAGUGUGUCAAAUGUAGUUUAGAUGCCGGUCCAUUAUUUACUGCAUCAUUGCAGUUAUGGCUGGGGAGUUGAUAUGUCAUGUCCUAUACGUUUGGGAAACUACUCAUGUGAUUUCAUAAUUACAGUAUUUGUUUCCUUCUUAUGAAAUAUGUUUCCACAUAUACAUAUGAUGCGGCUACUACAUUUAU
Messenger RNA from Diospyros lotus (date-plum), 3053 nucleotides. RefSeq names its product pentatricopeptide repeat-containing protein At3g04130, mitochondrial. The coding region runs from base 808 to 2457 and encodes 549 amino acids. The record is from RefSeq and is a predicted model, not a curated record. Lineage: Eukaryota; Viridiplantae; Streptophyta; Magnoliopsida; Ericales; Ebenaceae. Gene Ontology annotation, molecular function: protein binding. The transcript has 3 exons.